Molecule: messenger RNA, 3051 nt
Organism: Tachysurus fulvidraco (yellow catfish)
Lineage: Eukaryota; Metazoa; Chordata; Actinopteri; Siluriformes; Bagridae
Gene: plcd4a
Product: phospholipase C, delta 4a
Exons: 16
Coding region: 120-2390 (756 amino acids)
Biological process (GO): lipid metabolic process; intracellular signal transduction
Molecular function (GO): phosphatidylinositol-4,5-bisphosphate phospholipase C activity; calcium ion binding
Source: RefSeq, a predicted model, not a curated record
CUGACUCAGAGGUGUGACACUAUAAGGUCUUUAAUUCCAGGCAAUAUGUCACCGGAUUGGAAAACUACCACGCAGUUAUGAGUGUCCCAGCCGCAGAGCGCUGAAGUGUGACACAGCAGAUGGCAUCUACACAGAGUUUCCUCCGUGCCCAGGUGGACGCUGACCUGCAGUCCAUGCAGGUGGGCUCUGUGAUGCGGAAGGUGAAGUCACGCACCUGGAAGAAGCAGCGUUAUUUCCGCCUGCAGGAUGACUUCGCCACCAUCUGGUACAAGAGCAAAAAGGCGGGCAAUGCCCAGUCCACGUUCUCCAUCAGUGACGUAGAGGCUGUUCGAGAGGGCCACCAGUCUGAAGUUCUGAUCAGCAUCGCCGACGAGUUCCCGCCGGAUCGCUGCUUCACGCUGGUCUUUCGCGGUCGCCGUGGCAACCUGGACCUGGUAGCCGAGUCAGCAGAGGAGGCACAGUCAUGGGUGAACGGAGUGCGCAAACUCAUCAAGAACCUGGAGAACAUGGACCAGAGGGAGAAGCUGGACCAGUGGAUCUGUGACUGGUUCAAGAAGGCGGAUAAGAACGGAGACGGCAGGAUGAACUUUAAGGAGGUCAGAGACUUGCUGAAGAUGAUGAACGUGGACAUGAAUGAGCACCACGCGCUGCGCCUCUUUACGAUGGCAGACAGGUCAGAGUCGGGCACUCUGGAAGACGACGAGUUUGUGUUGUUCUAUAAGAUGCUGACGCAGAGGGAGGAAGUCGUCACCAUCUUUCAGGAUUUCUCCACAGACGGUCAGACGCUCUCUGUGCCAGAACUGGAAAGGUUCCUGCAGGAAGGACAGCUGGAGCAGGACGACACACAGCGGCACGCCGUCGAGCUCAUCCAGCGCUACGAGCCAUCUGAAGCAGCUAAGCAGCGCCAGGCGAUGACGAUCGACGGCUUGCUGAUGUACCUCGUCUCGUCCGAAGGCACGAUAUUCAACCCAGCCAUGCAGCAGCUCUACGAGGACAUGAGCCAGCCACUGUGCCAUUACUUUAUCUCCUCCUCCCACAACACCUACCUGCUGGAGGACCAGCUACGCGGACACAGCAGCGUCGAGGGUUACAUCAGGGCUCUAAAGCGUGGAUGUCGCUGUGUAGAAGUGGAUUGCUGGGACGGUCAAAACGGAGAACCGAUCGUUUAUCACGGACACACUCUGACCUCCAAGAUUCUCUUCAAAGACGUCGUCACCGUUUUGGGCAACUACGCUUUUGUUGCAUCUGAGUACCCAGUGAUCCUGUCUAUAGAGAACCACUGCGGUGUAGAGCAGCAGGGAGUCAUGGCUCGUCAUCUCACACACAUCCUGGGAGAGAAACUGCUUAGGAACUCCCUGCAGGGCAAAACCAGCUGUGAUCUCCCCUCACCUGAGGACCUGAAAGGUAAGAUCCUGUUGAAGGGGAAGAAGAUUGGAGGUCUUGAAGGGAACCUGAGUGGAGUUGUAGAAGACUCUGUGGGAGCGGAGCUGAGUGAUGAAGACGAGCAGGUGGACAUGGAACAGGAGAAUCAUCACAACGACAGCUUACGCCGUAAAACCAAGAAAUCAGGACAGCAUUUGUCUAAAGAGCUGUCAGACUGUGUGGUGUACUGCAGGAGCGUACGCUUCAACGGCUUCAAACAUUCUCGUGUCCACUCCAGGUUCUACGAAGUGUCGUCCUUCACCGAGUCCAAAGCCAGGAAACACAUAAAGGAAGGAGGAGCAGAGUUUGUGCUACAUAACGCACGCCAGCUGACCCGGAUUUACCCCAGCGGCCUGAGGACCGACUCGUCCAACUUUAACCCACAGGAGAUGUGGAACGCAGGGUGCCAAAUCGUGGCUCUGAACUUCCAGACGGCCGGCGUGGAGAUGGAUCUGAACGACGGUCUGUUCAGUCAGAACGCACGCUGUGGUUAUGUGCUCAAGCCGCCGUUCAUGCGACACACAGAGAAGAGGUUCGACCCAGAACACCCACUUAACCGGGACGGGUACACGCCUGUCUCACUCAGUGUAAAGGUGAUCAGUGGUCAGCAGCUGCCCAAGGUGAACAUGAAGGAAGGCUCCAUCAUUGACCCACUGGUGCGAGUGGAGAUUCAUGGAGUCCCUCAGGAUCAGGCCAAACAGGAGACACGCCACAUCGAAAAUAACGGUUUUAACCCCACAUGGAACGACACACUGAUCUUCACUGUUCAUGUACCUGAACUGGCUCUGGUGCGCUUUGUGGUGGAGGAUUACGACAAAACAUCAAAGAACGACUUUGUAGGACAGUACACACUGCCUUUGUCCUGUAUACAGCAAGGUUAUCGUCACAUUCACCUCCUGUCCAAGGACGGCACCAGCAUCCCUCCAUCCUCACUCUUUAUUCACAUCAGGAUUAAAGACGCAACUUAACACCUGCUCCGAGUAGAAAGACUGUCUCCAGAGGACACACACACACAUGCGCACACACACUGACACACACCCACACACACACACACACACACACACAGACACACAGAGCCCACACACUCCAAGUCUUCCGGCUCAUCCGGCAUCAUUGUUACCACACAAACACACACAGAACUGUAACUACAGCAGGUGCUUUAUUUAUUUGUUUGUUUGUUUGUUUGUUUGUUUAUUUUUGUUAAAACUAUAUUGUGUAGCUUUAUGUUCUAUAGAUGUACGAGUUAUAAUAGUGCGCCAAACGUUUUUACUUUUUAUAUCCCCCAUACACUCAGAAAACCGCUUGGAUACAAUAUUUCAGUGUCGAUUGUUCUGCAGCACUGUGAAGUGUGAAAAGCAACGUUCUUAUUUUAGAUCUUAACUUUAUGAUCGCGUGACUUACGGCUUGGAUCUGGAGCAGUCGGUGUGUCUCUGAGGUUUUGUAGAGAAAACAUACAAUAUAGAGAAUAUAAAUAUACUCAAUAUAAAUAUAGACCUGACACCUUACAUCACUCUGUACUCACACUUAAAGGUGCGGUCUCCGAUUUUUGAAAGCCAAUGUUGACAUAUAAAAUCACCAAAACAAACACGCCCCUAACCCAAACGGGUCCCACCCCUGUAUCGAUAGCUC